AGCGUCAUGGCAGAACCCCAAACUCCGUAAAUACCUACAAGUACUGGCACUCAAACAAGUUGACAAAGAAUGUCAUGCAAUGUGCUCGCGAAAGCGACCUAGCUGUUUGCGAUCCCCAUCUAAAGAUCAACUCCAGAGCUUCUCUUUUCAGAAGCUGAACAACGAAAUGGAGAAUAGAGCACUGUUUCUUAAAGCCAUACUGCAUGCUGCUUGUGUCAACAACAGAAAUGCCAACAGACCAGAUGAAUGGAUGCCAACAAUCGGAAUGGCUGCUGCAGUUCUGCUAAGAAAUAGAUCGUCUCGUUUGAAUGCCAUUCAACUCUUGUUGAGUAUACUUCUGUAUCAUUCUAGUUGGACAUACACAAUGGCCCGAUUCAAAGUGUUGAGACUGGUGGUGUCCCAUGUCCAUCUGUACCAUAAACUUGAUGAAUUUGGCAAGAAUUAUGAUGCAUCUGUCAAAGCAAUAUUGGCUAAAGACAUGCACUGGCUUGCAUCCAAUGCCAAUGUUGUAACAAAUGAAGAUAGCAUCAGUGACAACAUCUUGGAUACAGCAAGUGAUAGCAGUGAUAGUAGUGAUAGUGAUUCUGAGACAGAGAGCCAGCAUGGCGACACUGAUGACCCAGAAAAUCCACCAGAUAAACCAGACCCAACUGUUCAACUUCAUGUUACAAAACUGCAGCCAAGUCCACCAUCUCCUGGGCAAAAGAUAACGAUUGACAACAUUGAUUACCGAAAAGAGGUGCAUUACAUGACCACCGGACAGAGGAUGUCCAUUAUCUGA
Molecule: messenger RNA, 781 nt
Organism: Dendronephthya gigantea
Lineage: Eukaryota; Metazoa; Cnidaria; Anthozoa; Malacalcyonacea; Nephtheidae
Exons: 2
Coding region: 80-781 (233 amino acids)
Source: RefSeq, a predicted model, not a curated record